AUGGCAUAUUCUAUACUGAUCUGGCCAGCUAUUGCUGUCUGUCUAUCCCUGAUCACAUUCCUGGCCCUCGAUAGGUCCCAGAAAGAUGUCGUCCUCAAGCGCUGCGGUCUCGUGCGACGGCCAUCAAGGCCGACCACGCCUUCGCUCGAGAAGCAGCCCCUCCCAAAACCCAUCGCAUCAUCGACGUCAGAGCUAGCGUCCACAUUCCCACCGCCCCAGCGACAGCAGCUCAGCAAAAUGGCCCUGAACAUGCCAGCCGGUCAGCGGAAAGCCAUGGGUGAUCUAUCGUUUGACCAGAGCACGUUUGAGCGCUCGCUAUUGAGGCUCGACGAGGACUAUAGGACGGCUGACGACUCCAAGUACAACUACACUGGCUUCUCGGUGCGCGAAAUCAAGGCCCUGGGUGACUUUCCGGGUUACUCGACCAUCUCCGAGGUCCCGAUGCCGAACCCGUAUCGCGAGUUCGACAUCAGCAAGGCAAAGGCAAGACCGUACCGCCCUUUCAGGUGGACAUACCAUCAGACCAUGUCGUUGACUAAGCUGGAGACGGACUGGUGGAUAGAGCUCGAAUCGACGUACAAAGAGCGCAUCGCCCAACGCCAGGAGCUCUACGCCAAGCACGGAGAGGCCGUGGUGCAAUGGCUUCCCGGCUCCGAGCUGGUAUGCAAGGAGCUCAUGGAGAUGGUGCUGCAGUUCAUCUGCGCACGAUAUCCGCACUACUUCGUUCUGUCCGAAGACAAGACGAGGCUCGAGAACAAGAUACUGGGCACUGUGUCCAUGAUCAAGGAGAAGCACCCCUUGCUCAUCCUGCUCGACAACGUGCCCGAGGACUUCGGAAUCACGCUGCGGGACCCGGAGACGGGGUACUAUGCUUUCCGGGCUGGCAUGAUAUGCUCGGCGUUGGGGUGGAGCGUCGGCACCAAGAUUGGGAUGAAGCUCCAUGAGAUACACCAGCCUAUCCCCGACUACAAGGAGAAGAUGCAGUUCAGCAUGGACCGGUUCUUCUCCAAGAUGCCGUCGAGCAAGUCCAUCCAGCGCGGCUCCUGGGGUCUAGAAGUCGACCAGCCCCUAUUCAUGUCGCCCGGCGACCCGCACGAGUCGUACCGCUCGCAGCAGGACCCCAACCUGACGCGGUCGCGGAUGCACCUGCGGGUCGACUGGCAGACGCUGCGGCGGCUUCCGCUCUCGGGCGGCAUCGUGUUCAACUUCAAGGCUCUGUUCACGCCGAUCGAGGAGUUCAGGGACGAGCCGUACGUGCCCAGCCUCAUUCUCAAGGUCAUUAAAGAAGGCAAGGAGAACCUGAUGAAGUACAAGAACACGUGGCACACGGAGCAUGUGGUGGUCCCGGCGCUGGAGGAGUACGAGAGGGAGCAGAAGGAGAGGGGACUGGUGGAGGAGGACUGGGAGCCACGGACUCUGGAGGAGAGUCCCUGGUUUCCGGGGUGGGAGAAGAAGUGGCAUGCGCAGCAAGGGUUCUGA
Anthostomella pinea is the source of this 1479-nucleotide messenger RNA. Lineage: Eukaryota; Fungi; Ascomycota; Sordariomycetes; Xylariales; Xylariaceae. The record is from the annotation of a GenBank genome assembly.